Molecule: messenger RNA, 3486 nt
Organism: Exophiala dermatitidis NIH/UT8656
Lineage: Eukaryota; Fungi; Ascomycota; Eurotiomycetes; Chaetothyriales; Herpotrichiellaceae
Product: xeroderma pigmentosum group C-complementing protein
Exons: 1
Coding region: 1-3486 (1161 amino acids)
Biological process (GO): nucleotide-excision repair; mismatch repair
Cellular component (GO): cytoplasm; XPC complex; nucleotide-excision repair factor 2 complex
Molecular function (GO): damaged DNA binding; single-stranded DNA binding
Source: RefSeq, a predicted model, not a curated record
AUGCCGCCGUUUCUUCCCCGCAAGCAGCUCUCAUCUACGCCACCGGCCUCGCCGCACCCUCAGUCGGCAAAAAAGGUGAGACUGACAGAUGUGCUGGAUGCUGAAUCCAGGAAUAUUCCCGGCGUCGACAGAAAGAAAGUCUUCUCAGUGGGCAGCGAUGAUUCCGACUCAAGCCUUAGUGAGGUGGACAGCGACGAAUUCGAAGAUGUACCUGCAGCCGCCAACCUGCGUCAGGGUGCUCAGCCAAAUAAGGAGGAAGAAGAUGAUGAUGAUGACGAGGACGAGGACGAGGACAUAGAAUGGGAAGAUGCUGCAGGGAACACGAACACCGCUCCGGAGUCUUCGACACAUACACCGUUGGCGGACGGGCCCAUUGAAUUGGUCUUUCGUAAGGACGACAAUGAGAUCGAUUACGGCACGGCGGCUGCGGCCAGCAAGGGCAAAAAGGGCCCGUCUAAGCGGGAGAAGGAGGUCAGAGUGCGGACACACAAGAUGCACGUUCAGUUUUUGCUAUGGCACAACGCGAUUCGAAACAAGUGGAUAUGCGACAAGACCGUUCAGAAGACACUGGUGGACCAGUUGCCACCGCAGAUUCGAAAAGAAGUCGACAAAUGGAGAAAGGCUAGUGGCUUAGUAGAGCCCCAGCCGAAGGAGGAUCAGAACCGGAAGCGCAAGAGGCCAAUUGACCCACGGAAGGAAAGAGAUUGGGGACGACCAAGUCAGCGUCUGGAGAAGGGCAAAGCCGAUAUGAGCAACGGGGACCCUCUGAUAUCUCUCAUGAAAGUCCUGUCGGCAUACUGGAAAAAGAGAUUCGCCAUUACUGCGCCUGGUCUCAGGAAGCGAGGGUACGGAACCAAACAAGCCCUGAAGCGGGCCAUCUACUCAUUCAGAAACGACGAACACGAUCCUGAAGAACAUGGAGAGCGGAUACGUAACCUCGAUGAGUUCCGCGAGGCCGCGAGAAAAUGUGAAGGGUCAAGAGAUGUAGGAGCCCAGCUCUUCACCGCUCUACUUCGAGGACUUGGAAUUGAGUCAAGGAUGGUGGCAAGCCUUCAGCCCUCUGGGUUCGGUUGGACGAAAGCGGAACAGUAUGUCGCGCGAAAGCCGGCCAAGACGCUUGAGGAUGAUGAUACUUCAUCCGAAGAGUCAGAUUUAGACGACUCCAGGUCCAUAUCCGAGAUCACCAAGUCUCGGAACGGCAAGAGCAAGACGCAACCCCGGAAAGGAGGAAAGCAACCUGUGAAGAAUUUAAAACUCAGCGGAGUUAUUGACCUUGACUCUGAGUCGAACGCUGACAAUGACGAGAAAGGAGACGACGAUUCGGUGUUGGAUAUCACCCCUUCGAUGCCAAAGAGGCGCCCACAAAAAUAUGACCGCGAUAAUCCGUUUCCAAUAUACUGGACGGAAGCAAUAUCUCCCAUCACCAACAAAGUUCUUCCGGUUUCUCCUCUAGUUCUUGCUUCGCCCGUUGCUUCUACCCCUGAGAUAUUGGCCACCUUUGAGCCUCGCGGCGCAAAAGCAGAGAAGACGAAGACCGUGAUGGCUUAUGUCGUCGGGUACUCAGCUGAUGGCACCGCCAAAGACGUAACAAUCCGAUACUUGAAAAAGAGGAUAUGGCCGGGCAAGACGAAAGGGUUCCGCUAUCCCGUCGAGAAGAUCCCGGUAUACAACAAACAUGGUAAAGUGAAGAGAUACGAGGACUAUGACUGGUUCAAACGUGUCAUGAGCUCUUAUGUUCGACCAGACUCGAAACGGACGGCUGUCGAUGAUGUCGAAGAGUCGUAUGACCUUGUUCCACAGCUUCCAGAGAAGAAGGAAGUCAAUACAGACAUAGAUACUCUCCAGAGUCUGAAAGCUUCAGCCGACUUUGUACUCGAGCGGUUUCUGCGACGCGAAGAAGCACUGAGACCCGGAGCGAAACCUGACCGAAUGUUUGUAUCCGGCAAGGGCGAAAACUUGAAGCAGGAACCGGUGUACCGUCGCAGCGAUGUCGAGAGGUGCUUGACGGCCGAAUCAUGGCACAAAGAAGGCCGAAGGCCCAAAACCGGUGAAGCACCCUUGAAGCUUGUCCCCGUCCGAGCAGUGACCCUGACCAGAAAACGCGAGGCCGAGGAGCACGAGAGAAUAACGGGCCAAAAACAGAUGCAAGGGCUUUAUUCCUGGGAUCAAACCGAAUACAUCAUCCCGCCUCCCAUUGAGAACGGCGUGAUACCAAAGAACGCCUAUGGAAAUAUCGACUGCUUCGUGCCUAGCAUGGUUCCGAAGGGCGCUGUACAUGUUCCGCUCAGGGGAACCGUGAGGAUUUGCAAAAAGCUCGACAUUGAUUACGCUGAAGCCGUAACGGGCUUUGAGUUUGGUAACAAGAGAGCAGUGCCAGUCUGCACGGGAGUCGUUGUUGCCAAGGAGAACGAGAAAGCCGUGAUUCAAGCCUGGAAAAAGUUCAAUGAGGAGCAAAAGAAGAAAGAAGAAGGCAAAAUGGAAAAGUUGGUUUUAGAUCUAUGGCGAAAAUUCGUCAUGGGACUAAGGAUCCGCGAGCGUGUCCAAGACACCUACGGAGACGCCGGCGCCAUGGCCGACCUUGGUGAUGGCACUACCAAAGACCAGCCGAUCAGUCUGGACGAUGAUGAGGAUAUGCCGGGCGCUGCGCUGCCACUGGCAGAUGAUGAUUACGCCUUUGGCGGAGGUGGUUUUAUUGUGGAUGACGAGGAGCCAGCUGUGCCCGAAGAUUUGGUCAUGGUCCAUCAUGAAGAGCCGCCGAAUUUGAAAAUGGCUAAGGGCAAAGGAAAGGACCAAGAGGAUGCGGCGUACCCGACGCCGACGUCGAUAUCGCCAUUGAAAGCGCCUGUGCGGCGGCCACGGGCGUCACUGCUUCGCGUUUCUCAAAAUCGCGACAACGUCAGCGCCAGCGACGGCAUGAGCGACGACGACGGCUCCGAGCUUUCUCCUAUGUCAAGUCAAGUCGAUGAUGAUGGUUCCGACCCGCGCGAAGGCAUGUCCAGUGUUUCGGGCAAUGAAGGCGAGGCUACAGGGCUGAAAUCACAGACGAUGAUUGAAGUGUCCAUCCCUGGGCCGCGGCUCCGGCGUUCGCGGAAGGUCGUCGUUGAAAGCGAAGACGAAGACGAUCUCUCCGAUGGUUCCGAAUCGAUUCUGUCCAGUGCACCAGAGGAUAGUGAGGACGAUGAGGACGAGUACAAGCCCGCGAAGAAAACAUCAGUAGCAGCCGCAGCCACAGCGGGAGCGCGCAAACGUGGCGCACAGGGCGAGACGGGAAGCAUGUCGAUGAACCAGCCAAAGACAAGAAGCGGAGGGAAUCCUCGGAAGAGACCGCCAACGGCCAAGAGCAAGGAGGAAGGUCAUGGUGCAAACACUGCUGGUACCAGACGCGCUUCAAACGAAGAAGAGCCUGCCACACCACAGCCGAAGCGUACGAGACGGCAGUUGAGGAGAGAUAGCACGCUUGUGACGAGUCCAUAUUUCACGGGCUGA